UCCACUAUAGCUUUGAUGCUACAGCCCAUACCACACUGUACCCUUCAUAUAUACUCAGAUUCCCCUCUCUCUUUCUCCCCCGUUCCAUCCAUUCCAACCUACUUCUACACCUCAAACCGCAUCAAGAUCCCUUCAUCUCCAUGGCCGACGAGUGGUGGAGUGGUUCACAGAGGAGCCACGGGACGUCGGCGUGCUCCGCCGCGCCACUCAUGGACACGGGUCACGCAGCCACAUGCGGCUGGACGUCCCCGGCCGCGGAGUCGACGAGCUCAAUAACCUUCCAGGAUCCCCACAGGAGCAGCAGUACUAUCGCUCAUCAGCCUUCAUCCGAUGCCGCUUCCUCGAUUGGUGAUGCACACAUGGACUGGACGCACGCCUUCUUGAGCGGGAGAAGCGACGCUAGCUUCCAAGCCGUGCUUCAAGACGACAUGCCGGCGUCAAUGACGACGAGGCCGUUAUUUCGUGCUCAUCAGCCGGCCGUCGACGAGGCCGUGAUGAGCAAUCCGUUCAGGGACAUGAGCCACAGCUUCAGCUUGCUCGACCAGGUGCCUGCAGCGUCGUCUCCGUACGGCACGGCGCCACUGCAAGGCAUGUUCGACAACGCCGGGGCGUCGCGCAACGUUUCGGUGUUGGGGGAGUGCCAGUCAUCCACCAGCUACGACGGCACGGCGGCGAUGCAGUUAAAUCAAGCGGCGACGCAGAUGCUAGGCGGUGGCGCCCAACUGCAGUACUUGUCCGGGUCCGGCGGCUACUUGCCUUUCGGCGGCGCCCCUCUAUCGUCGCAGCUUCUCUUGCAAGCCCUACAGCCCAAGACCAGCUACAGCUCUAGCUCCAAUACCCUCAUGGCGAAGUUUCUCCUGCAGUCUGCCGAGCACGCGUGCUCACCGCCGGUGAGGAGAAGCGAGCCCGACUCGCCUGCCGCGGCGAAAAGGCCACGGAUCGAGGCGCCGUCGCCGUUGCCCACGUUUAAGGUGAGGAAAGAGAAGCUAGGGGACAGAAUCACUGCGCUCCAGCAACUAGUCUCGCCUUUUGGAAAGACCGAUACCGCAUCGGUUCUUCACGAGGCCAACGAAUACAUCAAGUUCCUCCAUGACCAAGUUGCGUCUCUGACCUACCCGUACUUGAAGAAUGUGAACCCGUUGCAGCAGUUCCAGCAGAAGGGUUCCGAGAAUGCGAAGGACGAUGGUGGCGAGCCGAAGAAGGACCUCCGAAGCCGAGGCCUGUGCCUUGUGCCGGUAGCAACGACGUACACGGUUGCGAGCGAGACGGUGCCGGAAUUCUGGUACCCAACAUUUGGAGGCACGUUUAGGUAGAGAUAUAAGGUAGUUUUAAUUAGCUUUCAGCAUGUACACGUGCUAAGCAAUUUGUACAUGUCCAGAUUACAAACAAACACAGUGUUGAGGCUAAAGCAAAGCAAAGGCGCAUGUUGCUAGAGUACUAAGAUAGUAUGUAUGUAAACGGUGAUCAUUAAACAUAAUAUUAGUAGC
Triticum urartu is the source of this 1487-nucleotide messenger RNA. RefSeq lists its product as uncharacterized. Gene Ontology annotation, cellular component: nucleus. The record is from RefSeq and is a predicted model, not a curated record. Gene Ontology annotation, molecular function: DNA-binding transcription factor activity, RNA polymerase II-specific; RNA polymerase II cis-regulatory region sequence-specific DNA binding; protein dimerization activity. NCBI's taxonomy places the organism in Eukaryota, Viridiplantae, Streptophyta, Magnoliopsida, Poales, Poaceae. Gene Ontology annotation, biological process: regulation of transcription by RNA polymerase II.